This is a messenger RNA of Penicillium angulare, 762 nucleotides long. Its product is annotated as phosphatidylglycerophosphatase. Bases 1 to 762 code for a protein of 253 amino acids. The transcript has a single exon. The record is from RefSeq and is a predicted model, not a curated record. Gene Ontology annotation, molecular function: phosphatidylglycerophosphatase activity. Lineage: Eukaryota; Fungi; Ascomycota; Eurotiomycetes; Eurotiales; Aspergillaceae.
AUGGCUGGUUCACCGAACUCCAACCUCCGCGGCUUCAACUACGCUGUCCAAACGCUCCUCAAACAACCUUCUCAGUUUCUUCCACAUCUUACCAUCCCGACAUUCACACAUCUUCCUGAAGACCUUGGUCCCCACCUUACCAAUUCAUCUCCCCCCUCAAACCAAGCCAAAACCACAACCACAACGCCAGAAAAGAAACAACAACCUCGAACCCCAUCAAUUCGCGCCCUAGUCCUAGACAAAGAUAACACCCUCUGCCCACCUAAAACAACCACCCUCCCCUCCAAAAUACUCGACAAGCUCGCCGCCCUCCGCAACUCCCCAACAAGUCCAUUCAACCUCACCAAGAACCCACACUCAAUCCUUAUCGUUUCCAAUCGCGCCGGAAGCCACCCAAACUACGACUCGGAGGUUACCUCGUUAGAAACACAGCUUUCGCAUCUCCAGAUUCCUGUCUUCAGGUUACCUGCUGGAACGGAGAAGAAGCCAUUCUGUGGAGAUGAGGUAGUGAAAUGGUUCCGGGAGAGGGAGGUGAUUAGUUCGCCGAAUGAGAUUGCGGUUGUGGGUGAUCGGUUGGGUACGGAUGUUAUCAUGGCGGGCAUGAUGGGGUCUUGGAGUGUUUGGUGUAAGGAGGGAGUGUUUGAGGUUGGUGAGGAGGGGAAGCCGGAGAGGAAUCUGUUGGAGAAGAUGGAGGUUUGGAUUGAGAAGUAUUUGAGGGAGAAGAAGGGGCUUCAGGCGCCUGCGCCGAGGGGAUGGGAGUGA